GUUUGGUUAUUAUUAUUUUUUUGUAUUGUGACUGAUAAGAAGCGACGCAAUUAGAUUGUGCCACUAAAUGCAAAAUAUCGCUCAAAGAUGAGCGGCAACAUACACGGCAUCAGUUGGUUUCCCAACUUCCCCGACAAGUUCGUCUCCUGGGGCCAGGAAAUCAAUUUGUACGAAGUGCGCAGCAAAGAGGACUCAACCCAGAAAAGUCGCUUGCCCUACAUUCCGGUCAACUUUCUGUCCAACGAGACGCGCUAUCAGUACGCUCGCUGCGUGGCCACCUCCUAUCACAGUGACCAGCCGAUCAUUGCCGUCGGCCUGGCCGAUGGCAAAAUCGGCAUCUGCAAUUUCCGCGACACCUACGACAGCAGCUGGGAGUACACACCCCGACAGCAGCGCAUGUGCACGUGCCUUGCCUGGAACGAGCUGGAUGCAAAUAUAUUGGCCAUUGGCCACGAUCGACAUCGCUCCGAUUCUUGCAUCACUAUUUGGGACAUUGAACGGGGCGUGCCCAAGGAAACAGCGAAUUUCUUUGGCCUCGCCGAGUCGGCAAAUUCUUUAUGCUGGGACCACAAUCAUCGUAUGCUCAUCGCUGGAAUGAGCCAGAAACUGAUCAAGCUCUUCGAUCUGCGGCAGAGCAACACCACCUGCCAGUCCAUACAGACGAAGACAGUGCAAGGCCUGUCCGUGGCGCCCAAUGGCAACUAUCUGUGCAGCUAUGUGGACUCCGUGAUCAUGCUGUGGGAUCUGCGCGCCAUCGAGCGACCCUUGCGACAGAUUCAAUCGUCCAGGAAUCACAUGCAGAUCAGCUGGUGCCCCACCCGCACGUCGCUGCUGUCGUCGCUGCAGCGCGAUUCGCCGUACAUCACGCUCUACGACAUUCGCAGCGUGGACAACGAGUCCUGCCGCGAGGUCUACCAUGUGAAGCGCCAGAUCAGCCCCCUGCCGGCCAAGUAUCAGCACAGCGGCAAGUUUGCCACAGUCAACUGGCUGUCCUGGCAUCCGCGGGACUUCGAACGAGCUCUGCUGCUGGCGGAUGCCCUUAAUAUAUUGGAGUUCCGGCUGCCCGCCAGCUUGCAUACGGCAUUCAGUAAUCGGAGCAAGCUGCCGCUGCUCAUGCAGCGUCCUCUCUAUGCUCCAGCGCCCGUUGGUUCGUCCACAAAUAAUCAGGAGCCGACGCAGGCGCCGAGCAGCUGCAGCACGAACAGUGCCAGCAGCUCGCUGAACGAAUACAACGUCGGCUCCUCCCUGAGCUUCGAUUUUCUGGAGCGCGAGCUCUUCGAAGAGGAUCUGUUGGAGGAGACGCGACAGCGAGCGAUGCAGGACUACGGCAUUAAGCCGGACAACACGCGACUCGCUGAACUUCAUCUGAGUCCGUAUCUGCGCAACGUUUGGGCCACCCUCAACAAUAUGCACAGCGAGGAGCGCCUGACGGGCCUGAAGGCCACGCUCGGCAUCAACCUGGGCCACACCUCGGAGGCGCUGAUGGCCAGCUCGCGCAUUGAAUCCCAGUUGCUGCAGUGGCCCGACGGCAUCAACAGCUCCAACAAACUGGUUACCUAUAGGAGCGAGCAGCGAGACAAAGCUCUGCAGCUAUGCGGCUGGUCAUUUGAGCACGAGCUGGACCGCUUCAUCGACGAGCUGUACGCGAACAAGGAGUUCAGUCGGGCGGCCAUGAUCUGUGUUUUCCACUUGAAGGUGCUGGCCGCUUGCAAUAUAUUGUCCCGGGCGGCGGACAAGCAGCGCGAUCCCAGCAUGUAUCGGAUCACGGCGAUUGCGUUGUCCAGCUUCAAUGCGGAUCGCUGCAGUUCGACGUGGCGCAACCAGCGCUCCAGCGCGAACAUGCAAAUUCAGGAUCCUCACUUGAGGGCCAUCUUCUCAUUCCUCACCCUGGAGGGGGACAAUUUCGAUGCGGUGCUCCGGGAGGAGGGUAUCUCGCUGGCAGAUCGCGUGGCCUUCGCCUGCAAAUAUCUAUCGGAAACGAAGCUCACAGAGUACAUCAAGCAGAGAAUUCAGCGCUGCAUCGAAUGUGGAGACCUGAAUGGCUUGCUACUGACCGGCGAGUCCUUGGAUGGCAUCAAUAUACUGCAGGCCUACAUGGAUGCCAGCUUUGAUGUGCAAACGGUCGCCCUGGUGGCCAUCAAUUUCUUCCGUAACGAGCAUUUCGCAGACAAUCGAAUCCAGUACUGGGUGGCCAGCUACUUGGACUACCUGAACAGUUGGGGCCUGUGGGAGAAGCGAGCGGAGCUGGAUAUUAAAAUAGAGAAUAUACGCACCUCGACGCGAAGCGCUCGCACCGUCUACCUGUCGUGCAAUUUCUGUGGCAAAUCCGUGUCGAAUGCGCUGCUAGAUGAGCCUCGACCCCGCAGCACCAGCACCAGCACAAAUCGCUUAUCCUCGUGUCCCAGCUGCCGGAAGCCACUGCCGCGCUGCUCGCUCUGCCUGAUGCACAUGGGCACCAUGAUAAACACGACCGCCAGCGAGAAAACGUCAACGGAGCUGCAGGGUGGCUGGCAAAUGAAGCCGUUCUCCAAGUGGUUCUCCUGGUGUCAGACGUGUCGUCACGGCGGCCACACCGAGCACAUUGUGCAAUGGUUUAAGUAAAAUUCCGAGUGUCCGGUGUCGUCCUGCAACUGUCGCUGCUUUGACAUGGAUGGCACCAAACCAAACGCUUUGCGUGAGAUUUCCUAGCUGC
Drosophila arizonae is the source of this 2692-nucleotide messenger RNA. RefSeq names its product GATOR complex protein mio (gene mio). Gene Ontology annotation, cellular component: cytoplasm. Gene Ontology annotation, molecular function: protein binding. Gene Ontology annotation, biological process: positive regulation of TORC1 signaling; cellular response to amino acid starvation. Lineage: Eukaryota; Metazoa; Arthropoda; Insecta; Diptera; Drosophilidae. The record is from RefSeq and is a predicted model, not a curated record.